UCUCGCGAAGAUAGAUUACACGUCAGUUGAAUUCAUGCUUCCGAAGAGAAUGCAAGACGAGAAGAUGGAAGGGCCACCUUUGGACAAUGUUGAAGACGGCGGCCUUCCUCUGCCCACGGAGCACCCACGUAAGGAAACAACGGAAUCAGUACCACCGAAGGGCACCGGAACCAUUCCACAGCAGACGCGGACCAGAUUUUACCCAGUAUGCUUUUCCACCGAUCCGUCUCCACCAGCGCAGUCCUUCGUAAAGAGCGACGCUUUCCAAUCGACACACGAGGAGUCUACCAUCACUCGGAAGUCUGCCCUUCUUCAUUCGAGCGGCGGAACUUCCCCCAUGCCCUUGGAAGUCUACGAUACCAAAGAUGAAAUCGGACGGGCCGACCUCUACGGCCACGGCUAUUUCCAACGCAUAAUUCUUUUCUGCUUCAUCGUCUCCGUGAUCGUGCUUCACUGUCACACCCUCGCGUUCACCAUCAUCGCCCGUAGGGUGGAGCACUGGUGCAAGCGACCCGAACGCUUCGACCACCUCACAGUUGCUCAGUGGAAAAACGUCGGCAUACCGCUAGAAGCCGAUGGAAGCUACAGCCGUUGCCGAAUCUACAACGAUCCCCUGAGCGCGAACCGAACUCCAGUAUCGUGCACGGCGUGGGAGUACGAAAGGACAUCCAUUGUUAGCACUUGGGACCUCGUCUGCAGCAGGGAAUGGCUUGUAUCGUACGCGUGGGUUAUCUACAUGUUGGGGGCGGCGACCGCUUUGCCCGCCGUGGGAACAGCGGCCGAUCAAAUAGGCCGAUACCCCGUCGUGUGCCUCGCCGUCGGUUUCCUCCUUGUCAGCGGUUUCGCCACGUACUUCGCCACAAACUUCCACUUCUUCGUGUGCAUACGUGGCGUUGUGUCGGGGGGCGUCAGUACCAUCUUCGUCAACAUCUUCAUCCUGCUGUUUGAGGUGACGGCCCACGAAUAUCGCACUUUCUACGUUACUACGGGCGCAUCUUUCGGAUUCGUCAUCUCCGGUAUCAUAUUGAACACCAUCGGUCAAUUGCGCCUGCAUUGGACAACUGUGCAGCUUGUUUUGAUGCUCAUCUCUUCUCCGCUCACCUGUACGUUCUACUUCAUCGAAGAAUCCCCUCGGUGGCUUCUCACCGCGAGGAAGACGAAACGAGCCGAGAAAGCCCUUCUCUGGGCAACGAAGCUGAAUGGCGAACCGUUGGAACGUGCAAUGGAAAAGUACCGGAUGCUCAACGAAAGCUUAUCGAAGCGAAACGACUUCCGUACACCGCCGAAAGCGACACCGGCGGUGCUCUUUAGAAGCACCGUUCUACGAUGGCGUUGCGGGAUGUUGUACCUUUGCUGGUUCGUCGUCAUGUUCUCUUAUUACGGGAUACUGGAGACUGACGUCGACGAGUUGAACUACUGGGCGACCAUCGUUAACAUCGUAAGCCCGGCCCCGUUGGUUGCAGCCGCUUACUUCGCCAUGAACAGAGUCGGCCGCAAAAUAGUCUUCGUAAUGGCCGUCGGCCUCCUGGGACUCUCAAGCAUUGCCUUAAUUAUAUUGAGCGCCGGAACGUUCCUUAGCAACAUUUUCUUCGUUGUCGCCCACGGUGCGACGACGGUGGCGGUGGCGGUGAUCAUUCUUUACACGGCGGAGCUUUUCCCCACUGUGGUCCGAAGCAUCGGCAUGUGCUGCGCGUACUCUUGCGGCCGGCUCGGAGCGGCUACCGCUAUCAUAUCUUCGCCCAACAUAAUUUCUCCCAACAUAACGAUGGCCCUCAUUGGGAUCUCGGUUGUGAUCGGCGAGUUUGCCCUGUCCAGACUUCCAGAAACUCUUUCGAGGCCGCUGGCAAACACCGUGAAAGAGAUCGAAAGAGGCGAUUUCAAGAAACAUUUGCAGGACACUCUCCCUUCUGCCGCGUGCGGAGCGACGGAGAGGAGGCGAGCGUCGUCGGUUUCGUCUAAGAUUCGAAGACCGUCGCAGGUCUCGGUCGUUGCUCCGAGAGAGUACAGGUCGAGGAGGGAAUCGGAUGCGUCUAUUAUAUGUUCCAGAGUAUCCUACAUGGCUCCGAGAGAAUAUUCUACGCGAAAGGCGUCUCAAGUUUCCAUGCAGUCCUUGUCGAGCGGAAGGCCAGCGCGGUCUUCGAGUAGUGACGGAAGGUUGAGAAGGUUGUCGUCGGUGUCUUCGAGACAGUCAUUCCAAAUUGAGUCUCCUAGGGACUAGAAUAGUAAAUAUAUUGUAAUUUAUGUGUCACGUCAGAACACAACAUAAAACAUGCGAACAAUAAAUUUCAACGACAAUUUUCAUUGUGGUAAUAGCCAAAUACGUAGACUGACUUCAAUGUUUCCAUAUUACCUUGUUGCUGAUGCAAGGCCAUGUUUAGCAAUGUUGUAUGCCCCCUAGUGAUACCUAGUCUUACCAUGUAUACUAA
Molecule: messenger RNA, 2426 nt
Organism: Ornithodoros turicata
Lineage: Eukaryota; Metazoa; Arthropoda; Arachnida; Ixodida; Argasidae
Product: solute carrier family 22 member 7-like
Exons: 1
Coding region: 35-2218 (727 amino acids)
Biological process (GO): transmembrane transport
Cellular component (GO): membrane
Molecular function (GO): transmembrane transporter activity
Source: RefSeq, a predicted model, not a curated record